AUGAACGCCCAGCUGUCGAUGGAGCAUAUUGGGGACCUGCACGGAGUGAGUCAUGAGUCAGUGACCGGUAAUGGAGAGCUGCUGAGCGGCCACAGCCCGCAUACCCGCCCGGGCCCCCGAGGCCUGUCCCAUCGCCCUAUGGGCAUGGCGACACUGCUGGAUGGCGGAGACUAUCACCCCGGCCAUCCCGGUCAUCCCGGUCAUCCCGGCCAUCCCGGCCAUCCCGGCCAUCCCGGCCACCUGCACCCUGCCAUUAGCAUGUGCGAAGCCCCUCCUGGCAUGAGCGCCAGCAGCACCUAUACCACCCUAACCCCACUGCAGCCCUUGCCACCCAUCUCCACCGUCUCUGACAAGUUCCCUCACCAUCAUCACCACCACCACCAUCAUCAUCCACACCCGCAUCCCCAUCAACGAAUUCCGGGCAACGUCAGCGGCAGCUUCACGUUGAUGAGGGAGGACAGGGGUCUGGCACCCAUGAACAGUCUGUAUCCAUCUUACCAUCACAAGGAUCCUUGCAUGGGGCAGAGCCUCUCCCCACUGUCCGGCUCCGGCCUAGCCAGCAUACACACUUCCCAGGCUGGUCUACCCCCCUACGCUCAUCCCGGUGCUGCCAUGCCCGGAGAGAAGAUGCUCACACCCAGUGGGUUCGAGGCUCACCACCCAGCCAUGCUCGGUAGACACACCGAGCAGCACAUGAACUCCUCGGUGGGUAUGGUCCAGCUCAAUGGCCUCCACCACCACCCGCAUGCCCACAUUAGCGUACAAGUUAAUGGCCAAGGCCUAGGCAACAAUCGAGAGCAGAGUCAGGCCCCAGGGCAGCAAGGUGUCAACGGGGAUAGUUCGGGGAACCAGAUGGAGGAGGUGAAUACCAAAGAGGUGGCGCAAAGGAUCACCACUGAGCUAAAGCGCUACAGCAUUCCCCAGGCCAUCUUUGCGCAGCGCGUUUUGUGUCGUUCUCAAGGCACCCUCUCCGACCUCUUGAGAAACCCGAAGCCAUGGUCCAAACUCAAGUCCGGCCGCGAGACUUUCCGAAGGAUGUGGAAGUGGCUGCAGGAGCCUGAGUUCCAACGCAUGAGCGCGCUCAGGCUCGCAGCAUGCAAGCGUAAGGAGCAGGAUCAUGGCAGGGCCGAGCACGGCAGUGGGUCUAAGAAGCCGCGGCUUGUGUUUACUGAUGUGCAAAGACGGACGCUACAUGCCAUCUUCAAGGAGAACAAGCGUCCGUCCAAAGAGCUUCAGAUCACCAUUUCUCAGCAGCUGGGUCUCGAGCUGACCACAGUCAGCAACUUCUUCAUGAAUGCACGCCGCCGGAGCCUCGACAAGUGGCUGGACGACGGCUCAGGUCACUCUGCCAACUCUGGCCCUAAUUCCUGCACCAAAGCCUGAAGA
Molecule: messenger RNA, 1386 nt
Organism: Hypomesus transpacificus
Lineage: Eukaryota; Metazoa; Chordata; Actinopteri; Osmeriformes; Osmeridae
Gene: onecut1
Product: one cut homeobox 1
Exons: 2
Coding region: 1-1383 (460 amino acids)
Biological process (GO): regulation of transcription by RNA polymerase II
Cellular component (GO): nucleus
Molecular function (GO): DNA-binding transcription factor activity, RNA polymerase II-specific; RNA polymerase II cis-regulatory region sequence-specific DNA binding
Source: RefSeq, a predicted model, not a curated record